AUGAAAAUGAUGUGUUCAUUGUCAUUCUGGCUUCCUUUGUUGCUCAUCUAUUGGGUCAAUGAAUUCCCUGUCACUGCACCGCACCCUGCAUAUGCGAUACCGCCUCUAGCACCUUGGAUACCCGUGAAACCAGAUUCACCUCCAUCUCCAACUCCGGCUCCAACUCCAGCUCCAGCUGGAAGGCCGAAAAGAGUGAGAUGCCUUUCUCUGUUAUUUCCGACAUGCUACAACCAAUGGUACUCCUGUCCCCAAGACUGCUCAAAGAACUGCUUCAUGGAUUGUGUUUCCUGCAAGCCGAUUUGUCGUUGCAACCUGCCCGGAGCUUUGUGUCAAGACCCACGAUUUGUAGGCGGAGAUGGCAUCACCUUCUACUUCCAUGGCCGGAAAGAUCAAAACUUCUGCCUGGUUUCCGACAACAACCUCCACAUCAACGGCCACUUCAUCGGAAAACGAAACCCUAAACUCACUCGUGACUACACAUGGGUUCGAUCCAUCGGAAUACUGUUCGACGAUCACAAACUCCUCGUCGGAGCCAAGAAAACAUCGAAAUGGAAUGAAAACGAAGAACAUCUCUUUAUCUCCUUCGAUAAUACCCCUCUAAGAUCUGUUGAAGGCAAAAACUGGAAUAUUUAUCGUAAUUCAUCUCUUUUGAUCACUCGAACAGCACCAGCUAACGGCGUCGCCAUUGAAGUAGAGAAUAGUUUCAGAAUCACGGCGACGGUGGUGCCCAUCGGAGCUGAGGAAUCAAGGGUUCAUGGUUAUAAUAUCACCGAUGAUGAUUGUUUUGCUCAUUUGGAACUAGGGUUUAAGUUCUUCAACCUCAGUGAUGAAGUGGAUGGGGUUUUAGGGCAAACUUAUCGGAGAAAUUAUGUGAGUAAGAUAAAGAUAAGUGCGAUUAUGCCGGUAAUGGGUGAUAUACCCAAGUACUAUUCGUCGGCUAUUUUUGGUACCGAUUGCAUUGUUUCCCGGUUUGGUCGCCGGAUUCCGGUGACGGAUUUCGGUGAGGGGAUGUAG
This is a messenger RNA of Cynara cardunculus var. scolymus (artichoke), 1014 nucleotides long. RefSeq lists its product as uncharacterized. The transcript is spliced from 2 exons. NCBI's taxonomy places the organism in Eukaryota, Viridiplantae, Streptophyta, Magnoliopsida, Asterales, Asteraceae. The record is from RefSeq and is a predicted model, not a curated record. The coding region runs from base 1 to 1014 and encodes 337 amino acids.